Molecule: messenger RNA, 1464 nt
Organism: Penicillium macrosclerotiorum
Lineage: Eukaryota; Fungi; Ascomycota; Eurotiomycetes; Eurotiales; Aspergillaceae
Product: MFS general substrate transporter
Exons: 4
Coding region: 1-1464 (487 amino acids)
Biological process (GO): transmembrane transport
Molecular function (GO): transmembrane transporter activity
Source: RefSeq, a predicted model, not a curated record
AUGACUGAUACAAAAGAGGAGCUGCAGCUGUCCUCCACCUCCAGUCACCUGGAAAACAUGCCCGGGGUGGACGAGCACGACAUCCUGCCGCCGGAUCCCAACAACCCGCAGAACUGGUCCUUAACCGCCAAGCUAGUCACCUAUUUAACAAUUUGCUCAUUCACUUUCUUGGCCAAUGUGAAUUCCAGCAACUUCGCAGUCGCCACUAAAGCGAUCAUUAAGGAGUUUCACGUAGAUCAAACUAAGGCUGGCCAACUGGUUUGUUUCAAUGUUUUUAUGUUCGGUGUUGGGAACGUCUUCUGGGUUCCCCUGAUGCGGGUGAUCGGGAAGCGCCCUGUCUACCUAUUGGCGAUGUUGGGCCUCUGCAUGAUGAAUGUCUGGUCCAGUCAAGCUACUAGCUAUGGUGAGCUGCUUGCUGCGCGGAUUUGCUCCGGAUUUCCCGCAGCAGCUGCAGAUGCCACGGUCCCCGCCGUGGUUGCGGAUAUGGUUCCGGCGGCAGACCGUGGUCAUUAUAUGAUGAUUUUCCAUCUGGCGCUCACGGCAGGGCUUUUCUUGGGCCCAGUUAUCAACGCAUAUCUAAUCCAGGAUGAAAACUGGCGUUGGAUGUGUUACUUCUUGGCGAUCGCUGUCGGUGUCGUCCUCCUGAUCGCCAUCUUCACUAUUCGGGAAACCUCCUACAUCAAGCAUCGCAGCGCGGCGUUAGGUCGCAAGCGCUCCCAACGAGAAUGGAUGUCUCUGUCGGUGGGCUUCAAUCGAGACGCCUCGUUUCUCCAAGCACUGUUAGAUAUCUUGGCCAACACCGCCUAUCCUCCACUUAUUUGGUGCUCACUUACCAUUGGGAUCUCCGUGGGCUGGAAUAUUGUGGUGCAACUUGUGUCGACAAAAACAUUUACCGCGCCACCUUAUAAUUGGAAAAUAGGGGAUAUCGGUUUGCUGUCUAUAGCUGGAUUCAUUGGCUGUCUGUUUGCCUUUUAUCUGGGAGGACGCCUGAUCGACGUCAUUUCCACACGAAGCACUGUUCGUCAUGGUGGUGUUCGGCUGCCUGAAUACCGACUACCCGCCAUUGUGAUUCCAGGUACGAUUGGCCCAGCGGGAAUCCUGAUCUUCGGACUUUGUGUUGCACACGAGACACAUUGGAUCGGGCCUGCCGUUGGGUACGCCAUGCAAGCGUUUGGUGUCGCUGCCAUUUCGAAUGUGGCUGUCACAUAUGCUUUGGAUAUGUAUAAACCGGUGACCGGCGAGGCAUUGGUGAGCAUCUUCGUUAUUCGAAACACCAUCGGCAUGCUCUUGUCGCUUUAUGCUACCGACUGGAUCGAGCGACAAGGAACAAGCUCAGUCUUUGGUGAAAUGACCGCAAUUCAGGUCGUGAGCAUUCUGUUUGCGAUCCCACUCUAUCUUUACGGUGGUUCAUUGCGGGCUUUUACCUCCAGCUAUGGACCGAUGAAGCGAUUUCGUGGCGCGUGA